This is a messenger RNA of Gigantopelta aegis, 3104 nucleotides long. Its product is annotated as coiled-coil domain-containing protein 170-like. Bases 270 to 2090 code for a protein of 606 amino acids. The transcript is spliced from 12 exons. Lineage: Eukaryota; Metazoa; Mollusca; Gastropoda; Neomphalida; Peltospiridae. The record is from RefSeq and is a predicted model, not a curated record.
CGCUUUUGGAGGAAGCAAAAAGAUGUAUACAUGCGCGUGCGAUUUAUGACGUCAUCCGCGUUGUGUAAAAUGACGGUUGUAACAUAAACAAGGAAAUAGCCGAUAUUGCGAUGGUAUAGCUGAAACAAACCAUGACCUACAAAUCGUAUACCGGUGUUUGAUCUGUUGUAUUUCCUCGAAGAUUUCCUUUAUCCAAAUCAAGUAAACUCAGUUUCCAGGGUCUGUUAAAAAGAGAGACAGAGGGUUGUGCUUGCCGACGAGGCGUUGCCAUGGCACAGCUGGAGCAGGGGGAGCAACCGGCGGCGGGGGAAGAGGAGGAUGAGGACGAAGAGCUGUUGCCAAGACACCACAGCGUCAUCCAGGCGUCUCUCGUGAACGUGGAGACGCGCGAAGUCUGCUGCAAGGACUACUGCAGCGACGAUGAAGACGUGGGCAACGAUGAGAUGAUUUCUGUGAUGAACAUCGCCUACAACACCGCCAGUGAGAAUACCGGCCAGACUGGGUCGACGCCGGGUCCACUCCCGGAGGAUCUGCUCCGGAAGCUGUACGAGUGGAAGGAGGACAAAGAGUCCACAGAGACGGUCGUCAAGAGCUAUCGACAGUUCGAAUCGAGUGUGAAAACGUCAAAAACGGUAUCAAAAUAUACAUCAGGUGUCGAGUCUAGCAAGGCUGAAACGGGUCAGAUACCAACCGGACAGGAAUUGGAUCCAGCGCAAGUUUUGUCUCUCAAGGAAAGGAUUUUACGUCUGAAACAAAUUCUCAAAAUGGAUGAAGGUCGCUUGCGCGAGGAAAGCGAAUGGGGAAAGAUGGCCAUUAAGGAAAUCGUCCGGUUGAAUGAGAUAUGGGAAUAUCUGCAGGCACAGAUCGACAAUGGCGGGAUCACACCAGAGCUAGAGGCUGAGUGGAAGAUGUACCAGGCGAGGCUGGCCGAGACGACGAAAGAGCUGAUCGAUGUGCGUGAACUCUACCAGAAAACGGACGACGACCUGGAAAAGACGAAGAAAGACGUCGAUGAGACGCAGAAACAUUCCCAACAGCUGGAGAACGAUAUUAAAGAUUCGGAGAAGACGUACCAGGCCAUUGCCGCGGACCUGCAGAUGAACUCGCAAGAGCUGACGUCAGUGGACGGCGAGCUGCGGCAGGUGAAGCGCUGCGUCAGCCAGGUGGAGAUGAUGAACGAGGAGCUGGUGAUGAAGGCGAACCACCUCAAGGAGGACACCACCAACCUGACCACUCUCAACGACACGCUGGAAGUGCGACUCGGCUUCGAGAAAGAUCAAAUCGACCAGGCGCGUGAGCGGUGCGGCAAUGUGCAGGACGAGCUGGAGGACCGGAAGGAGAGCAUCGCCAAGCUGGAGGCGGAGCUGAUGUCGACGAAGCGACUGCAGGAGCAGGCGGAGCAGGACAACGAGCAGCUGCUGAAGGCCUUGGACGAACUGAAGGAGGAGAUGCAGGCCAUGGUGGCCAACAACACCCACCUGCCCGGGGAACCCCUCACGGUGGCAGAUGAACGCAUGAUGUCUUGUACCCAGAUGAAAGAAGACUUUGUGCUGUUAGACUGCAAGCAGGAGGCGCUAAAACAGGAGCAGUCCAUGCUGUUAAAGAACCUCAACUUCGAGAAGAAGACCACCGAGCAGCUUAAGGCGGAACUCAAUCGCCAGGAGCUGCUGGAGGAGAAGUUCCAGGAGGAAGUCGACGAUACUGACAAGGUGAUCAGCGAGCAGGCUGCAGCCAUCAAACUCCUGUACGACAAAAUCGAAGAGCUUAAAGAGGACAAGUCGAAAUUGUCUCAAGAGUGUCAGAUCAUUCGCGAUAGAAUCCGCGCAAUGGGCGGAGCUAUCGACGACUUGAAGCAGACGUCUGAGUUGAAGCUGGACACGAUGAAGAAGGUGGUCAUGCUCCAGCAGUCUCGGUGCGAGCAGGACAACAAGACCUUCAACAAGGAGCUCGACGUCAUCCAAAAUGAGAUCGGCGACCUCCACGAGCAGCUGAACCAGAAGGAGAAGCAGAUGGCCACGUACGCCCGGGCUCUCCAGGAGUUCCAGCAACUCUCCAUGUACAGCUUCUUCAAGUCAACAACCAUGGAAUAGCCAUCUCAGAUGUAUUAACACAUAGCAGAUAUUCAUAGGGCAGUUUUUAAUAUGCCAAAAAAAAAAAUAAAGAGUCGAGUGAUUCCUAAGUACAGCUGUAGUCCUUUUGCGUGUAAAGGGAACCAAUGAAUUCGCGUGUAACUAUUUAAUGAACAACGUUCAAAACGUUUAUGAAAACGUAUUAUUAAGUUUUAAACCCAUACCAAUUACCACAAUAUAUAUAUACUAUUUACAAAAAUAUCAGUGUAAAUAAAAAAAAAGUUUCUUAACUUAUUGCCAUUAAAUUCCACGAAUGGAAUGUGCCUUUUUGAUACAGAGAUGAAGGCAAUUGAUGUCACCAUGCACUAUCUAUUAAUAUUAACAAUUCUGCAUACCUGGGAUGUUCCAGCAUUUGGUAUUCACCUCGGUUUAAAAUUCAGAUUUGGUUUGUACAAUUUGAUGAUAAUUCGUUAAGAAACCUUUUUACUGACAAAGAAAUAUUUUGUGAAAAAAAAUAAUAAUAAUAAUUAAAAACAAUUUUUUUUUUUUUUUAUAGGAUUUGGUAUGGGUUUAUAACUUUAUUUCUUUUUAUUACAGUUACAAUUAAAUUCAUUGGUUCCCGUUUUCAUACAAACAGACCAUAUCAGCAUUGUCUAUUAAUAUAUUUUUUAUUUUUUUUUACUUAACACGAACAUUGUUACAGUAGCGGAUCCAAAUGGCGUCUACAUAUAGAGACGGCGGGAGGCACACCACCAUCUUGUUUUCAAUUAAUGUUUAACUGAAUUUUGCCGAAUGUGUCCCAACUGGUAUAACACCUAUUCCCCUCCCCGCCAUCUCAAACUUGUAACACCGGAUCUUCUGCUGACAGUUGCUCAAAUAUUGGAAUACUGGAAAGGGCAGCGAGAAUCGUUGAUCAAGAAACAUAAAUGAAGUACCACUUCAUAAUUCCUGGCUCUCAAUGAUUGUUGCUGCUGUUUAAAAUCUGUGACAUUGUGGAGUCCGUGUAAAUAAACUGUAAUAAAUACAACUAUAGUC